This is a messenger RNA of Protopolystoma xenopodis, 1515 nucleotides long. Lineage: Eukaryota; Metazoa; Platyhelminthes; Monogenea; Polystomatidea; Polystomatidae. The record is from the annotation of a GenBank genome assembly.
UUGCCUACUGUAGGUUCAGAACGACGUCGUCGAAUCUACCGCUGCAACUCACAAGGCAGUAUUUCAAUCGACCUUCCGGGCACCUCAGAUCAAGCAAGCCUAGCUUCGUGCAUGGCCAGCACUCCUAGUUUAUCCAGCUUUGACUCACACGAUUCUAUCAACUGUUCCACAUGCUCUUUUUGCUCUUGGCACUGUAAACUCGGCUAUCCUGUCCGCUUUCCCAGUCAUUGCUCAUUUUCGCACGAAUGUGGCUUGGAUAAUAGAGGACAAGACGGUGAAGACAGCUCUCACUUCUCGAGAUGCAAGUGGAAAAGUCUACCAAGCUUUAAUUUCACUCGACUGAGGCAAGAUAUCAAUCAACGAGGGCGAACUGUAGGCCAUAGGCCUGAAUAUAGAGUUAUACGGAAGUCAAGUGAAAGUCCAACUGGCCGGAUGUGGCCUUUGACUGACCAAUCCAUCUUGAGAUCUGUGGCUCCUGAUCCUGUUGCUGUGACUUAUCCACAGUAUCUUCACACACGUAAUCUUUCCCAUGGCCGACUUCAAGUUGAACAUCUUAGACGUCUUAAUUAUCCUCGCAAUUUACACGCAAAUCAACGAAAUCGCCACGCUCGGCCUCAUAAGGUCAUUAAGCACUCUGAGCUGGAUUUUAGGCGUUGUAAACACCGGUGUCACAGGACCCGAGUUGUCUUUUGCCAGCCUAAAAUCGACCUUGAACACAUGGUUCUGGUACCAUUCAAUCCUUCUGCUUGGCCGGGGCCCCUUGUUUUAAAACCCCAUUCGCCUUCUAAUGUUGCAGUCGAUUUUACGGUUCCGGACUCCCAAGAAUGUUAUCAAUCUCGCCCUAUAGACAAUGAAAAGGCGCUCGGGAAUUCGCAGAAUCCUUGUUCAUCUAGGGCUUCUACCUCGAAUAUGACCAUUACCAAAUGUGCUGCCUCUUGCCAUCAUGAUGAGGCUCAGCCAACUACCGAUUCUCCUACAUUUUCUCAUACCAGUAAAACGCAACGCUAUCGGGUUCCAAAUCUUGUUACAGGCUUACUCAGUAGCUACACGCGUUCUAUUCGCCGGCCCCCCAAGGCUCCUUAUACAACAUCAAUCACUCCCGAUGGAUGCCCUGUUAUGCCUGAUCAGGACUGUCCAUUACAUAGGUUGGCGAUAUCUAGUACUGUUCCCGAAUGUGGAGCAUUGAUUAAAGAUGAAGAGUCUGCAGUCCCUAUCUCCUCUACCAGCUCAACUCCUCUUAGAUUAAGCGACCAAGGUUUUCCAGGCGUGCGCCUCUACUUUCGGGGACGGCGGCAAGUUGUGCGUCCGCGGAUUUUCUCAGGUCUGAAAACCGCCACUUUUGCCAACCACAAAGUCAGAAACGACAGCUGCUGUGGUACUUUUAGUGACGAUGUCAAUGCCAACCGCGACAGCCAAAAGAUGAAAAGUUUGGCAAAGAAUACGAAGACCUUGACUCAAAUGACUAGUGGACGAGUUGCUCGAAGUCGGACUAUAAAACGCAAAUGUAUGCAUUGA